Lolium rigidum is the source of this 2385-nucleotide messenger RNA. RefSeq lists its product as uncharacterized. The coding region runs from base 1 to 2385 and encodes 794 amino acids. NCBI's taxonomy places the organism in Eukaryota, Viridiplantae, Streptophyta, Magnoliopsida, Poales, Poaceae. The transcript is spliced from 2 exons. The record is from RefSeq and is a predicted model, not a curated record.
AUGUUCGAGAAACAUUUGAAGCUUUCAUUCUUGACAGUUAAAGAUGAUCAGAAAUAUAAAGAAGGACCAUACCGUUGGAUUUCAGUCACAUCGAAGGAUACAAAUCUACAUGGUAUAAAAAAUAUUCCUGCACAGACAUCAUCAUUUAUCUUGAAGUUUGACAUAUCUGAACCACCGCUAGCCUUGACAAAUAGUUUAUUUCAACAUUCUAGCAUCCUUGGUGUGCUAAUUCUUUGUUGUUGUGCCUUCAGUUUUGCAUCACCUCCUUUUGUAAAAUGCCAUAGCCUCAAGUUCCUUGGAUUAGACCACUGUACCGAUAACAAUACAAGUGAAAUAAGGGAUCACACUGAGUGGGCAUAUUUGUAUAGGUUGAGGGUGCUAGACCUAUGCUCCACGUAUUGGACUGAAAUCUUAUCUCAAGAAAAGAUUGAUCUCAUGGCCAACAUCAGAGAGCUAAAUAUAGAGGGAUUCAUGUGUUGGCAAUACACAACCUGCUUACAAGGGCGACUACCUAACCUAGAGAGGCUCCGGAUAAUCAAACCAACAUGUGAACCCAAUAUUUCCACAGAUUCGAGCAACUCCUUCCUCGGCAAGACAAAGCUAGAGAUACUUGAUUUGUCAUGCAAUAGUGAUAUGGAAAUUCUACCAAGCAGCCUAACAGAAGUGAGUAGCCUUCAGGUGCUUGUCCUGGAUGGUUGCACUAAGCUUCAAGAUAUUGUGCCUGAUGUGCUCCCUCGCUUGCUAAGGUCAUUUAGACUUGAUGGUUAUGUCCCACCAACUCGACAUAAACCAGCUGUUGAUCAACCUAUGGAAGAAAUCAGCCCAUAUAAGGAAUCAGAUGAGGAAGGUGCCAACAAUAUCUAUAAGAUCUCCCUAAAAGGUUGCACACAAUUGGAUAAUCUGUUCUUGCGCGGGUUAUUAAAUCUUGUCGAGUUAGACCUGUCAGGAAGUGCAAUUAAAGUUCUUGACUUUGAAACCAUGGUGGUUGAAGUCCCAAGUAUCAAACGACUAUUUCUGCUAGGAUGUGAGCACCUUCGUGCAAUACGAUGGGGUGGUGUUGGCACACAAGCUGACCUAGAGUUGUUGUGCAUAGACACGCGAGCUGGAACUGUUCGUCCUUGGCCAUCACUUAGUCAGAAUAAACCCUUCAAGUUGCAGGUGCAUGCUGUUGUUGAGGAUGCAAGGCUUGUUUGGUCCUUAUGCCCCCCAAUAUCAAAGGAAAGCCGGGCCAGUAGCAUUAAGGAUGUUUAUUUUGAUAUCCAUGUCACGUCAUCACCUGUGUACAAGACAUCUGUUCAACUCAAAGCAGUCUGUGAGGAGAAGACCGUCAUGUACAGUGAUCAAGUGUGCUCUGUUCCAGCAAGCAAAUACAUUGAUGUCCUUAGCAUGGUCAGAGAUGCCCACAUGCAGGCGUUUCCGGAGCCACCUACUACCAACCUGGACCGACAUAUCGAGAUUGCUCAAGGAAGUUGUGGCUUGGAGAGCGCACUGGAUGGAGAUGAUGGAGAUGAUGGAGAUUCUCAACCACAUAACUUAGCUUAUAUAAUGAAAUUGUUUGCGGAAUCCCUACAUGUGCACAAUGUGUCGGCUAGACACGGUAUUAUUAUACCUGUGGGAAAAUUGGAAGUGCUCAAGCAAUGCCGCGUGGAGAGCUGCCCCAAUUUGUAUACAGUGUUCCCGUCAGGGUCGGAUGGAUUUUAUAAACUGGAAACCUUCUGGGCACUGGAUCUCCCGAUGGCCCGCCAGAUUUUGGGUAGAGGUUACCGCCUUGAAAAUAUUAUCCAAAAAAACUUAUUAUUCGAAUUAUGGACUGGACAAGCACCACCCAGACAAAUUAGUUCCUUCCAAAAUCUGCGGUACCUACACCUAAGCUCCUGCCCCAGGCUUCAGUUCGUGUUCCCCGUGUGGUUCUCUUCCUUACCCAGCUUGGAGACCCUCCACAUCCGCCACUGCGGUGUGCUCAAGCACAUCUUUGUGCUGGACGGAGAGUACCCCCAGGAAAUAGUCACCAAAGGUGUAGCGUUCCCAAAGCUAACCGCCAUCCACCUGCGUGACCUCGCUAGACUGCAACAAAUAUGCAAGGUGAAGAUGGUGGCGCCCAUACUCGAGAGCAUUAAGAUCAGAGGAUGCUUUGGCCUGCGCCGGCUGCCGGUCGUGGAGGCCCGUGGUCCAGGAGUGAAGAAGCCGACCGUCGAGAUCGAGAACGAUGUGUGGGACGCGCUGGAGUGGGACGGCGCCGAGGCCGGCCACCACCCAAGCCACUUCGAGCCACCGGUUCACUCGCGUCACUACAAGAAGAAACUGCCCAGGACAUCCGUCCUCAGCUUGCUGAUUUGGAGUGAUGGAUGCUAUCCUGCCAUCCUGCGGCUGUGUGCCUUGGUUUGA